GUGCCUCUUGGAUAAAAGCUCAAGCAGUGACAGAAGAGAACACACAGUGAACAAAAGGACUUUGAUUUUCAGGAUGCCUGGGAAGUGGAUUUCUGCUCUGCUCCUGCUGCAAAUAAGUUUCUGCUUUAAAUCUGGGAACUGCGGAAAGGUGUUGGUAUGGCCGAUGGAAUAUAGUCACUGGAUGAAUAUAAAGAUAAUACUAGAGGAACUUGUACAGAAGGGCCAUGAAGUCACUGUUCUGAGACCUUCAGCUUCUGUCUUUCUUGAUCCCAAGGAAACUUCUGACCUUAAAUUUGUAACUUUUCCUACAUCUUUCAGUAGUCAUGACCUGGAAAAUUUUUUUACAAGGUUUGUGAAUGUAUGGACUUAUGAGUUGCCAAGAGACACAUGUUUGUCAUAUUUUCUUUAUCUACAAGAUACGAUUGAUGAAUAUUCUGACUACUGUCUGACUGUUUGUAAAGAAGCAGUUUCAAACAAACAGUUCAUGACAAAACUACAGGAAUCCAAAUUUGAUGUCGUUUUCUCAGAUGCCAUUGGUCCCUGUGGAGAGCUGAUAGCUGAACUGCUCCAGAUUCCUUUUCUGUACAGUCUUCGCUUCUCUCCUGGCUACACAAUUGAAAAGUACAUUGGAGGAGUUCUAUUCCCUCCCUCUUAUGUACCUAUGAUUUUUUCAGGAUUAGCUGGCCAAAUGACAUUCAUAGAGAGGGUACACAAUAUGAUAUGUAUGCUUUAUUUUGACUUUUGGUUCCAAACAUUUAGAGAGAAGAAAUGGGAUCCAUUUUACAGCAAAACUUUAGGAAGGCCCACCACAUUAGCUGAGAUAAUGGGCAAAGCAGAAAUGUGGCUCAUUAGAUCCUACUGGGAUUUGGAGUUUCCCCACCCAAUAUCGCCAAAUGUUGACUACAUUGGAGGACUCCACUGCAAACCUGCUAAACCCUUGCCCAAGGAUAUUGAAGACUUCGUCCAGAGCUCUGGAGAGCAUGGUGUGGUGGUGUUUUCUCUGGGGUCAAUGGUCAGGAACAUGACAGAAGAAAAGGCCAACAUCAUUGCAUGGGCCCUUGCCCAGAUUCCACAAAAGCUGAAGAGUUGCUGUCUUCACGAUGACUACACUCAUUUUUCACCUUUACCUUCCUGGCUGAGAGCUGAAGGAGCUUGAGAGGAAUCCAUGAUCUUUUGGUGGAAACAUCUGCAAUGCCAGAUGCAUAUCCUUUUCCAAAUUUCUUCAGCCAAAUGGGCUUCCAAGUCUCAAGAUGUUUAAACAUCUCAGUCCUGUCUAAGGCAAUGCAGUAUGUUGUGUGGAUAAAUGGUUUUGAGUUGCUGAACAUAUCUCACCUUCAGAUAAAUUUCAAAAUAAGUAUAAAUAAGGAAAGUGGAAGGAUAUACCUUCAUUUCUCCCUGUUUUUAUUUUUUUUAUUUUUUAAUCCGUAUUAACUUGAGUAUUUCUUAUUUACAUUUCGAUUGUUAUUCCCCUUCCUGGUUUUCAGGCCAACAUCUCCCUAACCCCCACCCUCCCCUUCUAUAUGGGCUUCCCCUCCCCAUUCUCCCUCCAUUGACACCCACACACCAACAAUCAUUUUCACUGGGGGUUCAGUCUAGGCAGGACCAAGGGCUUCCCCUUCCACUGGUGCUCUAACUAAGCUAUUUAUUGCUACCUAUGAGGUUGGAGUCCAGGGUCAGUCCAUGUAUAGUCUUUGGGUAGUGGUUUAGUCCCUGGAAGCUCUGGUUGCUUGGCAUUAUGUUCAUAUGGGGUCUCGAGCCCCUUGAAGCUCUUCCAGUCCUUUCUCUGAUUCCUUCAACAGGGGUCCCGUUCUCAGUUCAGUGGUUUGCUGCUGGCAUUUGCCUAUGUAUUUGCUGUAUUCUGGCUGUGUCUCUCAGGAGCGAUCUACAGCCAGUUCCUGUCAGCCAGCACUUCUUUGCUUCAUCCGUCUUAUCUAGUUGGCUGGCUGUAUUUGUAUGGGCCACAUGUGGGGCAGACUCUGAAUGGGUGAUCCUUCUGCCUCUGUUCUAAACUUUGCCCCCCUAUUCCCUGCCAAGGGUAUUCUUGAUCCACUUUUAAAGAAGGAGUGAAGCAUUCACAUUUUGGUCAUCCUUCUUGAGUUUCAUAUGUUCUGUGCAUCUAGAGUGAUUCAAGCACUUAGUCUAAUAUCCACUUAUCAAUGAGGGCAUACCAUGUGUGUUUUUCUGUGAUUGGGUUACCUCACUCAGGAUGAUAUUUUCCAGCUCCAUCCACUUGCCUAUGAAUUUCAUAAAGUCAUUGUUUUUGAUAGCUGAGUAAUAUUCCAUUGUGUAGAUGUACCAUAUUUUCUGUAUCCAUUCCUCUGUUGAAGGGCAUCUGGGUUGUUUCCAGCUUCUGGCUAUUAUAAAUAAGGCUGCUAUGAACAUAGUGGAGCACAUGUCUUUGUUAUAUGUAGGGGCAUCUUUUGGGUAUAUGCCCAAGAGAAGUAGGUAUAGCUGGGUCCUCAGGUAGUGCAAUAUCCAAUUUUCUGAGGAACCUCUAGACUGAUUUCCAGAAUGGUUGUACUAGUCUGCAAUCCCACCAACAAUGGAAGAGUGUUCCUCUUUCUCCACAUCCUUGGCAGCAUUUGCUGUCACCUGAGUUUUUGAUCUUAGCCAUUCUCACUGGUGUGAGGUGAAAUCUCAGGGUUGUUUUGAUUUGUAUUUCACUUAUGACUAAAGAUGUGAACAUUUCUUUAAGUGUUUCUCAGCCAUUCAGCAUUCCUCAGCUGUGAAUUAUUUGUUUAGCUCUGAACACCAUUUUUUAAUAGGGUUAUUUGUCUCCCUGCUGUCCAACUUCUUGAGUUCUUGUAUAUUUUGGAUAUAAGCUCUAUAUCUGUUGUAGGACUGGUAAAGAUCAUUUCCCAAUCUGUUGGUUGUCAUUUUGUCCUAAUGACAGUGUCCUUUGCCUUACAGAAGCUUUGCAGUUUUAUGGGAUCCCACUUGUCGAUUCUUGAUCUUAGAGCAUAAACCAUUGGUGUUUUGUUCAGGAAAUUAUCUCCAGUGCCCAUGUGUUCCAGAUGCUUCCCUAGUUUUUCUUCUAUUAGUUUGAGUGUAUCUGGUUUGAUGUGGGGGACUUAAGCUUUGUACAGGGUGAUAAGCAUGUAUCGAUCUGCAUUCUUCUACAUGUUGACCUCCAGUUGAACCAGCACCAUUUGCUGAAAAUGCUAUCUUUUUUUCCAUUGGAUGGUUUUGUCUCCUUUGUCAAAAAUCAAGUGACGAUAGGUGUGUGGGUCCAUUUCUGGAUCUUCCAUUCUAUUCCAUUGGGCUAUCUGUCUGUCUCUGUACCAAUACCAUGCAGUUGUUAUCACUAUUGCUCUGUAAUACUGCUUGAGUUCAGGGAUAGUGAUUCCCCCAGAAGUCCUUUCAUUGUUGAGGAUAGGUUUAGCUAUCUUGGGUUUUUUGUUAUUCCAGAUGAAUUUGCAAAUUGUUCUGUCUAACUCUUUGAAGAAUUGGAUUGAUAUUUUGAUGGGGAUUGCAUUGAAUCUGCAGAUCGCUUUUGGUAAAAUGGCCAUUUUUAUUAAUAUUAAUUAAUUAAUCCUGCCAAUCCAUGAGCAUGGGAGAUCUUUCAUUUUCUGAGGUCUUCUUCAAUUUCUUUCUUCAGAGGCUUGAAGUUCUUAUCAUACAGAUCUUUUACUUGCUUGGUUAAAAUAACACCAAGGUACUUUAUAUUAUUUUGGACUAUUAUGAAGGGUGUCGUUUUCCUAAUUUCUUUCUCGGCUUGUUUCUCUUUUGUGUAGAAGAAGGCUACUGAUUUACUUGAGUUAAUUUUAUACUCAGCCACUUUGCUGAAGGUGUUUAUCAGCUUUAGUAGUUCUCUGGCGGAAUUUUGGGAUCACUUAAAUAUACUAUCAUAUCAUCUGCAAAUAGUGAUAUUUUGACUUCUUCUUUUCCAAUCUGUAUCCCCUUAAUCUCCUUUUGUUUUCUGAUUGCUGUAGCUAGAAAUUCAAGAAAUAUAUUGAAUAAGUAGGGAGAGAGUGGGCAGCCUUGUCUAGUCCCUGAUUUUAGUAGGAUUGCUUCAAGUUUCUCUCCAUUUAGUUUAAUGUUAGCAACUGGUUUGCUGUAUAUGGCUUUUACUAUGUUUAGGUAUGGGCCUUGAAUUCCUAUUCUUUCCAGGACUUUUAUCAUGAAGGGGUGUUGAAUUUUGUCAAAUGCUCUCUCAGCAUCUAAUGAAAUGAUCAUGUGGUUUUGUUCUUUCAGUUUGUUUAUAUAAUGGAACACGUUGACGGUUUUCCGUAUAUUAAACCAUCCCUGCAUGCCUGGAAUGAAGCCUACUUGAUCAUGGUGUAUGAUUGUUUUGAUGUGCUCUUGUAUUCUGUUUGCAAGAAUUUUAUUGAGUAUUUUUGCGUUGAUAUUCAUAACGGAAAUUAGUCUGAAGUUCUCUUUCUUUGUUGGGUCUUUGUGUGGUUUAGAUAUAAGAGUAAUUGUACCUUCAUAAAACGAAUUCAGUAAUGCUCCAUCUGUUUCAAUUUUGUGGAGUAGUUUGGAUAGUAUUGGUGUGAGUUCUUCUAUGAAGGUCUGAUAGAAUUCUGCACUGAACCCAUCUGGACCUGGACUUUUUUGGUUGGGAGACCUUAAAUGACUUCUUCUAUUUCGUUAGGAGUUAUGGGGUUGUUUAAUGGUUUAUCUGUUCCUGAUUUAACUUCGGUACCUGGUAUCUGUCUAGGAAAUUGUCCAUUUCCUGCAGAUUUUCAAGUUUUGAUGAAUAUAGGCUAUUGUAGUAGGAUCUGAUGAUGUUUUGAAUUUCCUCUGAAUCUGUAGUUAUGUCUACCUUUUUAUUUCUGAUUUUGUUAAUUUGGACACACUCUCUUUGUCCUCUCCUUAGUCUGGCUAAGGGUUUAUCUAUCUUGUUGAUUUUCUCAAAGAACCCACUUUUGGUUCUGUUGAUUCUUUCUAUGGUCCUUUUUGUUUCUACUUGGUUGAUUUUAACACUUAGUUUGAUUACAUUCUGCCUUCUACUCCUCCUGGGUGUAUUUGCUUCUUUUUGUUCUAGAGCUUUUAUGUGUGCUGUCAAGCUGUUGGUAUAUGCUCUCUCCUGUUUCUUUCUACAGGCACUCAGAGGUAUGAGUUUUCCUCUUAGCACACUUUCAUUGUGUCCCAUAAUUUUGAGUAUGUUGUAUCUUCAUUUUCAUUAAAUUCUAAGAAGUCUUUAAUUUCUGUCUUUAUUUCUUCCUUGACCAGGUUAUCAUUGAGUAGAGCAUUGUUUAACUUCCAUGUAUAUGUGCGCAUUCUUCUCUUAUUGUUUUUGAACUCCAGCUUUAGCCCGUGGUGGUCUGAUAGGAUGCAUGGGAUUAUUUCUAUCUUUCUGUAUCUGUUGAGGCCUCUUUUGUGACCGAUUAUAUGGUCAAUUUUGGAGAAAGUACCAUGAGGAGCUGAGAAGAAGUUAUAUCAUUUUGUGUUAGGAUAGAAUGUUCUAUAAAUAUCUGUUAAGUCCAUUUGGUUCAUGACUUCUCUUAGUCUGUUUAUGUCUCUGUUUAAUUUCUUUUUCCAUGUUCUGUCCAUUGAUGAGAGUGGGGUGUUGAAAUCUCCUACUACUAUUGUAUGAGGUGCAAUGUGUGCGUUGAGCUUUAGUAAGGUUUCUUUUAUGUAUGUAGGUGCCCUUGUAUUUGGAGCAUAGAUAUUUAGGAUUGAGAGUUCAUCUUGGUGAAUUUUUCUUUUGAUGAAUAUGAAGUUUCCUUCCUUAUCUUUUUUGUUGACUUUUAGUUGAAAAUCAAUUUUACUCUCUUUUUACUUUUUAAUAGAUGUUAUUUUAGUGUCCUGUUUGCUCUUUCAAUUAUGCCUUGACCUUGACGAUUAUGAAGAUUUUUUACCAUAUGAUUAAUUUUCCAUUAUUUGCAAAAGAUUUUAGUUUUUCUACUACAGAUUUCUUCAUGUCACUUUUUAUUGUAGCAGACACUCCCACACCAGCAAAAGUUUGCAGCAUUCUCUGAGGAUAAAGAUAUAACCCAGAUGAAUUUAGAGCAUGAAUCAAUGCACACAUGCAUGUACAGAAACCAGAGGAGAAGCAUUCCGUCUACUUUCCAUAAUUCACUAAUAUUUUACCUCUUGGAUGGACUCUAGCUUCAGGACUAUGACAGUAUAAUGGAGAACAAGUAGAACAUUCUUGUACAAUUUGUCUCACUUGUCUAAGUGGGAUGUAAUAUUGUACAUGAACUCCAAUAGCAUUAAUGUGUUUGCAUACUGGAGAGGUAAAAAUAGUCAGUUAGUGCAUCAGAUUGCUUAUUUUGUUCUGCAAUAGAACCAGGGAUGUUAGAGUCUGCAGAAGUAGGAGUAAUAAACACAGGAUGAGUGCAAGUUUGAAUCAGUUGUUGUAGAUCCUGAAGUAAUAUGAGCAUGGUAGCAUGUGAAGAUAAGUUUAAAAGUUUUCAAUCCUACUACAAGAAUCUGACUUUAAAUUUGAAAACCCAUAGAGUUCUGCAACUCUUUAAAAAGCAUUGUUAGGUGUACAAUAAUACAGCAAAGUAUACAACCAUAUAAUUGCUGAUGUUGGAUUCUCUGCUGAUUUACUAAUUGAGGAGGAAGAGAAAGACAUACAGCUAACAUUUUAUAGCCCUUAUGGUAUAAAUAGAUCUAUUCCAAUUAUUUAUUCUGUUGUGCUAAAAUACCAAUAGGAGACAGUUUUGUGAGGGAAAAUAAUUAAGUUUAGAGGGUGCAAAGAAGACAUGUGACACAGAAAUGUCUCUUUUACUUUGAAUUCAAAUAGCUGUAAUGCUUCAUUAGUCUCUGUAGAUAAAAUCAAUGAUUAUCCAAUGCUACCUCUCCUUUCAGAGUUUUAAACAAUUGGCUAAUGAUUAAUUGGGUAUUAUUAACCCUAGUGUUUUGGGAGAAUGGCAAGAUUGCUCAGUGGUUAAGAGCACUGGCUGCUCUUCCACAGGAUCCAAUUUAAAUUUCCAGCACCUAUGUGUACAACUGUCUGUAUCUCCAGUUCUUAAAGAUCUGGGUCGCCACCCAACACAGACAUAGAGGUAGAACACCAAUGCACAUAAAAUUAAAGGAAUCACUUUUUUAAAGUAGCAUGUAAUGAAUUAUUGCUCCCUAAUAAAUUUUGAAAGUUUUCUUAAAUAUUCUGUCUAAUUGACAUUUUCAUGGAUUAUUAGCAGGUGUUCUCUUUAACAGGCAUCUGGGACAUUAUAUGAUGUCUGAUCUUUGUACUUUUUCAGGUGAAAUAUGUAGCACAUCCUGAAUCAUGCCAUAUACACAUUGUAGCUCUUUCUGUUUGGAGGUGACUAACAGAAUAUCACCUAUAAUACAUAGUAUACCUGCCUCACAGGCUCUAAAACCUUUCCAGCAUGGAAUUGACACGUAAUAGUGAAUUUUUGCCAUGCCUUGAGAUUCAUUGAUAGUGAAGCUUGAGUUCUUUAGGACUGAGUGAAGAAACAGAAAAUGUUAUAUAUACCUUAUUAUCAAGAUGAAUAGGUAUAGUGUAAAAGCAGCUUUUCAAAUCCAUCACAAUUGAAAGCCAAUCUUUAGCAAUAGCUGUCAGUGUGGAUAAUCCAGGCUGUAAAAGUACUAUUGGCCACAUAGUGGCAUUAAGAUUUCUUAAGACAAUCAACUGUCUCCAUUUACCAUAUCAUUUUUUAACUACACAAACAAGAGAAUUCCAUAGAGAAAAAGGCAAAUCUCUUUUCCCAUUCUCCAAAGGUUAUCUGACUACUGGGGAGUAGCCUAUAGCUUUCUUUUAGAAAUGUGUCUUUGAGAUGUUCAGACAAACUAACGAAAAUUUAAUGUAAUAUUUAUCCACCAUGAAAAUGCCAGUUCAUGCUUAUGAUAUUGUUCAGAUGGGGACAUAGGUUCCAUAAUCCCUUGUAACCCUUAGCUUGCUCCAUUUCCUUUUUGAUAUCACAAUCUUUUCAUUAGGAAUUGCAAUUUUGAAGAAUAGAUAGCAUUAGAGGUAGGAAUAUUUCUGCAUAAGAUGGUUGUAAACCAUCACCAAAAAUUAAUCAGAAUAUGAGUAACAGAAGGCUAAGGUAUUUGUAUUAUGCCUUCUUGAUUUAUACACUGUAAUUUUUAAAAAUCUUUUUAGAGCUCAUUACUUCCCAACUCUAUCAGGGUUGAAAUAAGGCCAUUCAGAUGGCUUCUUUUCAGUGGCUAUAAUAGAAAUAUCAGUUCCAGAAUCAAUCAAUUCUACAAAUGUUUUUAUUUUGUUUUCUUUUUAAAGCCAAUAAUGGUGUAUCAUUUUCCUUUAAUACAGUGCUCAAAAGUUAUAGUUUUAUUUGUACUACUAAAUCCCCCUGCAUGGAACACUGUCUAUUCCAAUUCAUAGGUACUGUGAUCAUGACAGCUAGUUCUCCUGUGUAACUUUAAUUAAUGACUCUAUAUGAUCUGUAAUUCCUUUCAUGGGUAAGCUACUGUGACACAAAUGGUCCAACAGUUCUUAGCAGAUUGGGUCCACCAAAACCUGUGUAUCACUUAAAAUGAUAUUGAAGAGGGGAAUAGCAGUACUUUAGGAUGUGGAAUAUCAAUAGCCAUACCUCGAAUAGUAACUUGUAGCACAAAAAUAGAAUGAUUACAAUCUGAACCUGACAUAGAUGCUAUUAUUUUUAUAUUUACGCACUUAUACUGCAGGUUCUAAGGUACCUUCACCGUGUUUCUCUAUUGUUGACUUGUACUGCUAUUGUUGCCACAUAGUCACAUUUAGAUCAGCAUCCCUUAGUCCACUGUUUUACUUUCUUGCACAUAGGGCUUAAGGCAGGAGCUCAUUGACUCUGAGCAUUCAAUUGUUCUAAGGAAAUUUACAAUGAGUGUUUUUUUUUUUAUUAACUUGAGUAUUUCUUAUAUACAUUUCGAGUGUUAUUCCCUUUCCCGGUUUCCGGGCUAACAUCCUCCUAAUCCUCCCCCUCCCCUUCCUUAUGGGUGUUCCCCUCCCCAUCCUCCCCCCAUUGCCGCCUUCCCCCCAACAAUUUAGCUCACUGGGGGUUCAGUCUUAGGAGGACUCAGGGCUUCCCCUUCCACUGGUGCUCUUACUAGGAUAUUCAUUGCUACCUAUGAGGUCAGAGUCCAUGUAUAGUCUUCAGGUAGUGGCUUAGUCCCCGGAAGCUCUGGUUGGUUGGCAUUGUUGUUCAUAAGGGGUCUCGAGCUCCUUCAAGCUCUUCCAGUUCUUUCUCUGUUUCCUUCAACGGGGGUCCCGUUCUCAGUUCAGUGGUUUGCUGCUGGCUUUCGCCUCUUUAUUUGCUGUAUUCUGGCUGUGUCUCUCAGGAGUGAUCUACAUCCGACUCCUGUCAUCCUGCACUUCUUUGCUUCAUCCAUCUUGUCUAAUUGGAUAGCUGUAUAUGUAUGGGCCACAUGUCGGGCAGGCUCUGAAUGGGUGUUCCUUCUGUGUCUGUUUUAAUCUUUGCCUCUCUAUUCCCUGCCAAGGGUAUUCUUGUUCCCCUUUUAAAGAAGGAGUGAAGCAUUCACAUUUUGAUCAUCCGUCUUGAGUUUCAUUUAUUCUAGGCAUCUAGGGUAAUUCAAGCAUUUGGGCUAAUAGCCACUUAUCAAUGAGUGCAUACCAUGUGUGUUUUUCUGUGAUUGGGUUAGCUCACUCAGGAUGAUAUUUUCCAGUUCCAACCAUUUGCCUAUGAAUUUCAUAAAGUCAUUGUUUUUGAUAACUGAGUAAUAUUCUAUUGUGUAGAUGUACCACAUUUUCUGAAUCCAUUCCUCUGUUGAAGGGCAUCUGGGUUCUUUCCAGCUUCUGGCUAUUAUAAAUAAGGUUGCGAUGAACAUAGUGGAACACAUGUCUUUUUUAUAUGUUGGGGCAUCUUUUGGGUAUAGGCCCAAGAGAGGUAUAGCUGGAUCCUCAGGCAGUUCAAUGUCCAAUUUUCUGAGGAACCUCCAGACUGAUUUCCAGAAUGGUUGUACCAGUCUGCAAUCCCACCAACAAUGGAGGAGUGUUACUCUUUCUCCGCAUUCUUGCCAGCAUCUGCUGUCACCUGAGUUUUUGAUCUUAGCCAUUCUCACUGGUGUGAGGUGAAAUCUCAGGGUUGUUUUGAUUUGUAUUUCCCUUAUGACUAAAGAUGUUGAACAUUUCUUUAGGUGUUUCUCAGCCAUUUGGCAUUCAUCAGCUCUGAAUUUUUUGUUUAGCUCUGAACCCCAUUUUUAAUAGGGUUAUUUGUCUCCCUGUGGUCUAACUUCUUGUGUUCUUUGUAUAUUUUGGAUACAAGGCCUCUAUCUGUUGUAGGAUUGGUAAAGAUCUUUUCCCAAUCAGUUGGAUGCCGUUUUGUCCUAACCACAGUGUCCUUUGCCUUGCAGAAGCUUUGCAGUUUUAUGAGAUCCCAUUUGUCGAUUCUUGAUCUUAGAGCAUAAGCCAUUGGUGUGUUGUUCAGGAAAUUUUUUCCAGUGCCCAUGUGUUCCAGAUGCUUCCCUAGUUUUUCUUCUAUUAGUUUGAGUGUAUUUGGUUUGAUGUGGAGGUCCUUGAUCCACUUGGACUUAAGCUUUGGACAGGGUGAUAAGCAUGGAUCAAUCUGCAUUCUUCUACAUAUUGACCUCCAGUUGAACCAGCACCAUUUGCUGAAAAUGCUAUCUUUUUUCCAUUUGAUGGUUUUGGCUCCUUUGUCAAAAAUCAAGUGCCCAUAAGAGUGUGGGUCUUAAAUUUCUGGGUCUUCAAUUCUGUUCCAUUGGUCUAUCUGUCUGUCUCUGUACCAAUACCAGGCAGUAUUUAUCACUAUUGCUCUGUAAUACUGCUUGAGUUCAGGGAUAGUGAUUCCCCCUGAAGUCCUUUUAUUGUUGAGAAUAGUUUCAGCUAUCCUGGGUUUUUUGUUAUUCCAGAUGAAUUUGCAAAUUGUUCUGUCUAACUCUUUGAAGAAUUGGAUUGGUAUUUUGAUGGGGAUUGCAUUGAAUCUGUAGAUCGCUUUUGGUAAAAUGGCCAUUUUUACUAUAUUAUUCCUGCCAAUCCAUGAGCAUGGGAGAUCUUUCCAUCUUCUGAGGUCUUCUUCAAUUUCUUUCCUCAGUGUCUUGAAGUUCUUAUUGUACAGAUCUUUUACUUGCUUGGUUAAAGUCACACCGAGGUACUUUAUAUUAUCUGGGUCUAUUAUGAAGGGUGUCGUUUCCCUAAUUUCUUUCUCGGCUUGUUUCUCUUUUGUGUAGAGGAAUGCUACUGAUUUAUUUGAGUUAAUUUUAUACCCAGCCACGUUGCUGAAGUUGUUUAUCAAGUUUAGUAGUUCCCUGGUGGAACUUUUGGGAUCACUUAAAUUUACUAUCAUAUCAUCUGCAAAUAGUGAUAUUUUGACUUCCUCUUUUCCGAUCUGUAUCCCCUUGACCUCCUUUUGUUGUCUGAUUGCUCUGGCUAGAACUUCAAGAACCAUAUUAAAUAAGUAGGGAGAGAGUGGGCAGCCUUGUCUAGUCCCUGAUUUUAGUAGGAUUGCUUCAAAUUUCUCUCCAUUUAGUUUAAUGUUAGCAACUGGUUUGCUGUAUAUGGCUUUUACUAUGUUUAGGUAUGAGCCUUGAAUUCAUAUUCUUUCCAGGACUUUUAUCAUGAAGGGGUGUUGGAUUUUGUCAAAUGCAUUCUCAGCAUCUAAUGAAAUGAUCAUGUGGUUUUGUUCUUUCAGUUUGUUUAUAUAAUGGAUCACAUUGAUGGUUUUCCGUAUAUUAAACCAUCCCUGCAUGCCUGGAAUGAAGCCUACUUGAUCUUGGUGGAUGAUUGUUUUGAUGUGCUCUUGGAUUCUGUUUGCCAGAAUUUUAUUGAGUAUUUUUGCGUCGAUAUUCAUAAGGGAAAUUAGUCUGAAGUUCUCUUUCUUUGUUGGGUCUUUGUGUGGUUUAGGUAUAAGAGUAAUUGUGGCUUCAUAGAAGGAAUUCGGUAGUGCUCCAUCUGUUUCAAUUUUGUAGAAUAGUUUGGAUAAUAUUGGUAUGAGGUCUUUUAUGAAGGUCUGAUAGAAUUCUGCACUAAACCCAUCUGGACCUGGGCUCUUUUUGGUUGCGAGACCUUUAAUGACUGCUUCUAUUUCGCUAGGAGUUAUGGGAUUGUUUAACUGGUUUAUCUGUUCCUGAUUUAACUUUGGUACCUGGUAUCUGUCUAGGAAAUUAUCCAUUUCCUGCAGAUUUUCAAGUUUUGUUGAAUAUAGGCUUUUAUAGUAAGAUCUGAUGAUUUUUUGAAUUUCCUCUGAAUCGGUAAUUAUGUCUCCCUUUUCAUUUCUGAUUUUGUUAAUUUUGACACACUCUCUGUGUCCUCUCGUUAGUCUGGUUAAGGGUUUAUCUAUCUUGUUGAUUUUCUCAAAUAACCCACUUUUAGUUC
Rattus norvegicus (Norway rat) is the source of this 12199-nucleotide messenger RNA. RefSeq names its product UDP glucuronosyltransferase 2 family, polypeptide B35 (gene Ugt2b35). Gene Ontology annotation, molecular function: glucuronosyltransferase activity; UDP-glycosyltransferase activity. The record is from RefSeq and is a predicted model, not a curated record. Lineage: Eukaryota; Metazoa; Chordata; Mammalia; Rodentia; Muridae. Gene Ontology annotation, cellular component: endoplasmic reticulum membrane.